Paramisgurnus dabryanus is the source of this 3957-nucleotide messenger RNA. RefSeq names its product A-type voltage-gated potassium channel KCND3-like. Lineage: Eukaryota; Metazoa; Chordata; Actinopteri; Cypriniformes; Cobitidae. Gene Ontology annotation, cellular component: postsynaptic membrane; neuronal cell body; dendritic spine. The record is from RefSeq and is a predicted model, not a curated record. Gene Ontology annotation, biological process: protein homooligomerization; action potential; potassium ion export across plasma membrane. Gene Ontology annotation, molecular function: A-type (transient outward) potassium channel activity; protein binding.
CUGUUGCUGAUGGAGAGACUGAUGUGAAAAUGACAUGUUACAUUCAGUGAGCAUCAUAUACUCACUUCAGCUGAGUCUGUUCAUCUAUCACUUUCUCACUCCUAUGUGGAUAACGCGCAAGAGUUCAUAUCCAAGCGGAUUUACUGUUUUCGGCUGAACCAGUUUCACAUCGCGGACUUUUAGAUGAUGGCUGAUUUUAGAGCGAGGAACAUUUGAAGGUGGCACACCUGACCAGAGCUCUUGGGUUUGAGUCACCAUGGCAGCUGGAGUUGCGGCAUGGCUUCCCUUUGCCCGAGCAGCUGCCAUUGGCUGGAUGCCAGUGGCAAACUGCCCUAUGCCUCUGGCACCCAGGGAUCACAGCAAGAGGCAAGAUGAGCUUAUCGUAUUGAACGUCAGUGGGCGCCGUUUUCAAACCUGGAGAACGACACUGGACCGCUACCCAGACACACUUCUUGGCAGUACAGAGAAAGAGUUCUUUUAUAACGAAGAGACUAAGGAGUACUUCUUUGACAGGGACCCGGACGCCUUUCGAAGCGUCCUUAACUUUUACCGCACCGGGAAGCUCCACUAUCCUCGAUAUGAGUGCAUCUCAGCCUACGACGAGGAACUCGCUUUCUUUGGCAUCAUUCCUGAGAUUAUCGGCGACUGCUGCUACGAAGAAUACAAGGAUCGUAAGCGGGAAAACGCAGAGAGACUCAUGGACGACCAGGAGGAGAACAAAGAUAUCAAACUGCCCAACAUGAACUUUCGUGAGACCAUGUGGCGAGCCUUCGAGAACCCUCACACUAGCACCAUGGCCUUGGUGUUCUACUACGUGACCGGGUUCUUCAUCGCAAUCUCGGUCAUAACCAAUGUAGUGGAGACGGUCCCUUGCGGUUCCAUGCCCAACCAAAAAGACGUGCCGUGCGGCGAACGUUACACCGUGGCAUUUUUCUGCAUGGACACAGCCUGUGUGAUGAUCUUCACCGUGGAGUACCUCAUGCGCCUCUUCGCAGCCCCCAGUCGUUACCGCUUCAUGCGAAGCGUGAUGAGCAUCAUUGACGUGGUGGCCAUCUUGCCCUACUACAUCGGCCUGGUAAUGACCAACAACGAAGACGUGAGCGGAGCGUUCGUCACCCUGCGAGUCUUUCGGGUCUUUCGCAUUUUCAAGUUUUCACGUCACUCUCAGGGGCUGAGGAUUCUGGGAUACACGCUAAAGAGCUGUGCCUCUGAGCUCGGCUUUCUUCUCUUCUCCCUUACCAUGGCCAUCAUCAUCUUCGCCACGGUCAUGUUUUAUGCAGAAAAGGGAUCCAGCUCCAGCAAAUUCACUAGCAUUCCAGCCUCUUUCUGGUAUACCAUUGUCACCAUGACUACACUUGGUUACGGAGACAUGGUGCCCAAGACGAUAGCGGGGAAGAUUUUCGGUUCCAUCUGCUCGCUGAGCGGGGUGCUGGUAAUAGCCCUGCCUGUGCCCGUCAUCGUGUCCAACUUUAGCCGAAUCUAUCAUCAGAACCAGAGGGCAGAUAAGCGUCGUGCUCAGAAGGUACAGAAAGCCCGUUUGGCCCGGAUAAGAAUAGCUAAGAUGGGCAGCUCCAACGCCUACCUGCAGAGCAAACGCAACGGACUUCUCAACCAGCUGUUGGAUCUGACGGGAUCAGAAGGAGAGGAACUGCAUCGGAAUAAGACAACAUCUCUACUGGAGAGUCAACACCACCACCUAUUGCACUGCUUAGAAAAGACAACUGCCCAUGAGUUUGUAGACGAGCAGAUGUAUGACCAGAACUGUACAGAGAAUGCUCUUCAGAGUUUCCCAUCCCGCAGCCCCUCUCUUUCCAGUCAUGAGGGUUUUACCGGCACGUGUUGCUCUCGACGAUCCAGGAAGAAUAUCCCGCUUCCAAACUCCAGCAUGUCCACCACACACACUCAUAUGCACUCACAAGGCCUGCAGGAGCUAAGUGCUUUUGACAUUCAGUGUGUGGAUCAUCCGGGCCACAGUAUAAGACGUUCCAGCCUCAACCUGAACCCAAAUGAGAUGAGUCGACUGAACAACCGAGGUCAGCAGAUCACUACAGCCAUCAUUAGCCUCCCCUCACCGUCCUCUGAUGGGUAUGGACACGGACCAUCCAACCUUCCUGCCACCAUCAGCACCACCGCCAGUUCCAACAUCGUCAAAGUGUCCGCCCUGUGACCCCUCCGACCGGGGAUGGACUUUAGCAUGUUAGCGUGUGGCAGAACUGUUACGACAGAGGGCUCUGACACAAACAGAUUCGUAGGAACAUCAUAGGGUAAAACCGUAGAUGGGGGUUGGCAGAUGCAAUGAGACCAGUGCAGUUACAAAAGUUACUUCAUCAUGAGCCAAAAAGAGAACUGAUGUGUCUCUUUGUUCGGUAAUUCACUUCUAAGAGGUGACGGCAGUGUACACAGCGAAACAUUAGCGCAGAGAUUACAUGACUUGGGAAAGAAUAGUGUGGUGUUAAGUUACAACGAUUGAAAGUGAUGUUGUGUUAAAAAAUUUAAUUUCCAAACAUUUGGUUGUUUGUCAGUCUUUACGAUAGGCACACAGCAUGUGCGACAAUCAAAGUGAUUUGAUAUUGUGUGAUAUUCACCAAGUUCCUGUGGAAAUCUGUGUUUGUGAGAUGUCUGAAUAUGACUGUUUUCCAAAACCAUAUGGGUUGUCUAUGUAGGUUUUAAAGACAUCAUAGGUGCAGAGACAAACACCUUUUCCAAAGGCAACAGCGCAUGUAUCCUUCGCAGAGAAGGCAUCCCAUAAUGCAUUGUGAUGAGCUCUGUAAAAUUACAAUGGAAAAUAGUUUAUUAUUUAUAAUUUGGGCAAGUAUCAGGAAAGAAUUCUGUGUAAUUAAGAAAAUGUUUGUUUUACUUUCUGUUUGUGUUUUUAAUGCAUGUUUAUAACCAUAAGACCAUCAUAUCAUUAGCUUAGCAACAUGCUAAUGCCAAACCUUGAAAUUAGUUUUGUGUCUAUUGUUUCUUGUGUCUAUCUAGAACAUUUGAAAUAAGUCACUUUCAGGUUCCCUAACAGUAAAGAUGCUACCAUAGAAGGUAGCUGCCUACUGUAUGUAGUGGACGAGGCCUUGUCUGGAACUGUCUGGAAGAGAUUUUGUGUAUCACAGUCAGCCAAAUGAACUCUAUAGAGAUAUUCACAACAUUAUUUGUUCAGCGACAUCAGCAAUUUUGUUCUUUGUAAAGAUUUUGUGUUCCAUUUGAAUGUUUAUUCUUCACUCUACAUUUCUUUCAUUUAUUUCUCUUUCAGGUUUCUUUUCCUUGCUCUGUCUCUAUCGCUCAGAAUGGAAAAACUGUAGUUGAAAUUGCUAAUUUUCUUUUCCUCAGCACAGGCUCCUUAUAGGCUUUUUCUCUAUUUAGAAUGUUGAUGUUGCAAUUUGAACAGAUCUUGCAGCUUAUUUGAACAGUAAUACAAUAUACAGCAACAGCAUCUUAUUAGAGAGUGUAUUUCAUCCACAAACAGGGUAGACUUUGGUGUCCUAUACCAUUUAAAAAUGUUCCAACAUGUUUCUUGCGAAAACUAUAAGUUAUGUAUUAAAAUGCAUCGUCAGGGACCUUGAACUUUUUAUCUCCAACAUUUAUUAUAAUAAAACAACAUUAUAAUUUUGUCACAUUCUGUUAACAUGAUGGUUCAUUCAAAAGGAUUUGCUAAUUGGAUUACGAGCCUCAUACUGUAUAGGCUGUAAUUAAUACCAAACUAAACGACUCUUUCAUUUUGUGUUAAACCUCCUGACUGAGGUUGACAGUCAAACUUUUCUGAAAUUUAAGUGCUUCCUUUUACUGACCAUAAGUGGAAAUGGGGGAAAUACGGUAUUCUUUUUACACUGUAUGUUUUCUACCCUGUUAGUGGAAAGUGCUUAUAAUUGUUCAGAUUGUAAUGAUUAAAUCAGCAAACAGGAAGUGGAAGAUUCAGUUGAUGUCAUCUGUUAAAGGACAAGUUCAGUAUUUUAGACUUAAAGC